Molecule: messenger RNA, 4252 nt
Organism: Oryzias latipes (Japanese medaka)
Lineage: Eukaryota; Metazoa; Chordata; Actinopteri; Beloniformes; Adrianichthyidae
Source: RefSeq, a predicted model, not a curated record
GCGCAAACUUUACGCACACGUCCCGUCAGAAGCUCUGAAGCGCAGCAGGAGCGGGAGCAGGAGGCAAAAAAGGUUAAAUUCUGUCCAACCUGGAAACAAAUGACUCAAGACUUCUGAAGAGCUAAGACUUUGGCAUCUUUUUUUCAGCAGAAUGACGAUUCAGAAGUAUUCCUCUUUUUUCUGCUUUGUGAUUUUAACUUUGGACAUCUGUGCAAGCCAGAAAGACUGCUCAGGUGUGGUCUGUCCCGUUCUGCAAAACUGCAUCGAAACUGUCUUAGAGACAGGUGCCUGCUGCCCCAAAUGUAUGGAAAGGGGAUGCAUCUGCGAAGGGUACCAGUAUUACGACUGUAUCCAAGUUGGCUUCCAAAACGGGAGAGUCCCAGAGGGAGAAUCCUACUUUGUGGAUUUCGGAAGCACGGAAUGCUCCUGUCCUCAGGGAGGAGGGAAGAUAAGCUGUCGUUUCAUUCAGUGUCCUGAAAUUCCCCCAAACUGCAUUGAUGUUUUACAACCUGCAGAUGGAUGCUCUGAGUGUGGGCGGAUCGGCUGUACCCACGGCAACAAGAAAUAUGAGGCAGGACACUCUUUUCGGGCAGACAACUGCCAAGUUUGUCAUUGUCCAAAUGAAGGGGGCAAGAUAAUGUGCUCACCCAUCCCUGACUGUGACUUACACAGUGUUGAUAAGUCUAUAGGGGUGACGACUACUGGGAACAGCAGCCCAUUCAGAGACAUAAGCGGCGGGCAUGGCACUUCACAAAAAAGUCUUGUGGAGCCCUUUUCCAAGCUUGCACUGGGAAACACUCUGCCGCUGUAUAAACAGGACCCACCCAGAGUUGGCUCAGAGGACCAUGACUACUCUCGGGAAGAACCAACAUCUUCUACUAUUUUGAAUUUGGCCCAACUGGUGGAAUCAAGUACCUUGCCCUUGUCUUACCCAGAGUCAAAUGCUACUUUAAUCUCUCAUGGUGGCAGGAGGAAUGAGAAGAAGCAAACUCAAAGAAAACCUAAUCUAGUGAGGAGCACUGAAGAAAAGCCUUCACAGAGCAUGAAUCAAACUUCUGCAGGGGCGCAAACCAGAGCAUCACCUACAACCACAACCAAGGAGGGAAUGGCCACAGAGAUCCACAGGCAACAGCAGGAACUUGGAGAACGCUCUACGAGGAAUAACAAUGGAAAAAACAGUGAGAUGCAGGACCCUGCAAGAGACUCAUGGCAUGGUACCCGUACGAGAACAGGACUCCGGAGCUUUGAGCAGCACAAUCGUGGUCAGAGUAGUUCUAAUGGUGGUCAACUCCAUUCAGCCAUCCCACCCAAACAAGAAAAAGUGUCAGAAAAGCCUAAUCACAUGCCUGACGUUCAAUUUGGUUCCACUGAAAGAGCCUCAAUCAGGAUAAAUGAGGACAGCGAGGACCCUCAAACCUUCAUCACCCACCGCUCAUCAGUAGCAGAAAACUCAAAACUGUCUGCCAAGGAGCUGAUGAAGACCUGCUGUGAGACUGGUGAAAAAUGGGCUUCAGCUAAUGGGCACUGCAACAACAUGGAGCCACCUACAAAAGACAGGCAGUCCAUUUGCUGGACUGCCCAACAACAGUGCUGCCUCGGCUCCCUAACAGAAGCUCAGUGCUUGGCUGGAAUAAACGCAGCCAGGGCAGGAAGAACGUGUAGAGAGGGUGCCAGCACCAAAUGUGGAAUCCAUUCCUACAAGGACUGCUGUGGCUGCUGCUCUCUUGGGCUGCAGUUCCGUAAAGAGGGGCAUGCGUGUGAAGCCCACCACUCCCUGGGUUACCACUGCCAACACAUCUUUCUGACCUGCUGUGAGGGGAAGGAGAUUAAACCCACAAUCAGAGAAAGACCUGCUCUGGACACAACUUCAGCCCCAAGAAAAGUGUCAGACGGCCUGUUUCCAAGAGAAGCCUUCUCUAUGGGUGAGGACCGUGAUGGGGAAAAUGCAGUGGAAGGCCCUGUUGAGGUUGAGGACAUGGAUGAGUGUCUGAUAUACAAGGGCAGGAUCUGCCACCACAGAUGCGUCAACACGCCAGGCUCUUAUCGGUGCGAGUGCUACCCAGGGCACGUGCUGCAAGAGGACGCCAUCACAUGCGCACAAGAUUCAGUGGAUGAAGAGAACAGAUUAAAGGAGAUUGACAGAACAGCAGUGAAGAACACCUCACCGCCUCUGCCUCCCACCUUGCCUGCUGUCCCAAUCAACCCCUGUGAAGGAAACAUCUGUGAGCAACAGUGUGUCCUAGUGGCAGGAAGGCCGCAGUGCUCUUGUUCUCUAGGGUUCUCCCUGAAAGCUGAUGGACGCUCCUGUGAAGAUGUAAAUGAGUGUUUAUCCUCAAACGCUUGCCUGUUAAAUGAGCGUUGCAUGAACACUCAGGGGAGUUAUGUUUGUCAGAGACUGAUCACCUGUCUGCCUGGACAACAGAUCAACAAUGACGUUUGUGAAGAUAUCGAUGAAUGUGCACAAAGAAGUCAUAACUGUGCGGUUGACUCUGAAUGUGUGAAUACUCAGGGAUCAUUCAGAUGCUCUCCCAAGGCUCGUUGUGCUGGAGGCUUUAUUAAGGACACACAGGGAAACUGUGUGGACAUAGAUGAGUGCGGUACUUUGACCCAGACCUGUAACCCAAGAUCCAGCUGUAUCAACACAGUAGGAUCUUACAUCUGCAACAGGAGGAUAAUAUGUAGCCGUGGCUAUCAUGCUAGUCCUAAUGGCUCCAGAUGUGUCGAUGUAAACGAAUGUGAAAGCAGCCUGCAUCAGUGUGGAGAGGGCCAGCUGUGUGUCAAUUUACCUGGUUCCUAUCGUUGUGAGUGCCAGGCAGGCUACCAGUAUGACUCAUUCAGGAGGAUGUGCACAGAUGUAAACGAGUGUUGGCGCUACCCGGGCCGGCUUUGUGCCCAGACCUGCGUGAACACCCCAGGCUCCUAUGAAUGCUCGUGUACCUCUGGUUUCCGCUUAUCUGGUGAUAGCAAAAACUGUGAAGAUGUAAACGAGUGUCUGGCUAACCCAUGUAGUCAGGAGUGUGCCAACAUCUACGGUUCAUACCAGUGCUACUGCAGACAGGGAUACUACCUCCGAGAAGAUGGGAAGACCUGUGAUGAUAUUGAUGAGUGUUCCCGGAGCAUUGGUCCUCUAUGCACCUAUAAGUGCGUAAACGUUCCAGGGAGUUACCGCUGCGCUUGUCCUGAAUAUGGGUACACCAUGUCUUCAAAUGGACGAUCCUGCAUUGACAUUGAUGAGUGUGCUGCAGGAGUCCACAACUGCUCUUUAGCUGACACGUGCUACAACAUUCAAGGAAGCUACCGCUGUCUUUCUCUGAGCUGUCCUCAGAACUACCGCAAAGUGUCCGACACACGCUGUGAGCGGAUCAGCUGCCCGAACUACCUGGAGUGUCAAAACUCUCCUCUGAGAAUCACAUACUACUACCUCAGCUUCCAGUCCAACAUUGUUAUUCCCGCUCAGAUCUUCCGCAUCGGACCAUCCCCUGCCUAUUCUGGAGACAAUGUUAUUGUCACUAUCACCCAAGGAAACGAGGAAAACUACUUCAGCACAAGAAAGCUAAAUGCCUACACUGGGGCUGUGUUCCUACAGAGACAAGUUCAGGGUCCAAGGGACUUCCUCAUCACAGUGGAGAUGAAACUUUGGAGACAGGGGGCGUUCACCACUUUCCAGGCCCGGAUCUACGUUUUCAUCACAGCCAACUUGCUGUAACGGCUGCAGCGCUGAACUGAGGAACGUCUCAAGAACAUCUAGUCACUGUUUAACAAUGCAUCUUAUCACCACUUUUGAUUUUGAAACAAGUCCUGCUCUCUGUAGCGUAUGCUUUUGAACAUUCCUGUAAAAGAAAAUGGAUGCUUCAUGCAACUUCAGGACUUUACCCAAGUGUAUUUUUCUCCUAAAUUUGUACUGAAAUUGGUUCCAGACACCAAAAAAACCUUUUUUAAUCCACAUGUUUUUUACAUAAUACUGAGUAAAAAAAAUAAAAUGUUUUUUUGUUGUUGUUGUUUCAACUACAGAUGCAUUUCUGAUCAGGAAAUCCUGAUUUCACAUUUAUGCAGUAUUUUACUUGCUAUGACAUCAACAGUCUAUUAUAUUUUUCUUAACCUGCACUGCUGACUUUUUUUUAAAAACAAUUUUAGUUAUUUGUUGUCUAUUGUCACUCCAUAAAGUUAUAUAUUAUAUCUGUGGAUGUAUCAUACCUUUAUUCUGGAUUAAAAUAUUAUGAAAUUAUUUUAGUAAAGUUAAAAAAGAAAAAGA